This is a messenger RNA of Girardinichthys multiradiatus, 4582 nucleotides long. RefSeq names its product zona pellucida-like domain containing 1a (gene zpld1a). The record is from RefSeq and is a predicted model, not a curated record. NCBI's taxonomy places the organism in Eukaryota, Metazoa, Chordata, Actinopteri, Cyprinodontiformes, Goodeidae. The transcript has 11 exons. Bases 151 to 1392 code for a protein of 413 amino acids. Gene Ontology annotation, cellular component: cell surface.
GGCUCUUAUGUGUAGGGUCCCUUUUUCAACAGUGAUGCAGGGUCCUGUUUCCAGUUGUCAGGUAGGGAUGCUGUGCAAACCAUUCCUUCGUCUGUCCCAGGCUUAUGAAGAAGCACUGACUUGCUGGCUUCCAGGAACCACGGUGCUGAAAUGGAACAUAUAUGUUGGAUUUUUUUUAUUUUCAUAGAGAUCUAUUCAGCUGGAGCUCAGUUUAAUGGAUACAACUGUGAUGCCAACCAUCAUAGUCGCUUUCCUGCCGAGAGGGAUAUCAGUGUGUACUGUGGGGUUCAGACCAUCACACUCAAGGUCAACUUUUGCCCAGUUCUUUUCUCCGGCUACACUGAUUCAGACUUGGCUCUAAAUGGCCGCCAUGGAGAUGCACACUGUCGAGGAUUUAUUAAUAACAACACAUUUCCCACUGUUGUGAUCUUUAGUAUCAGCUUGGCAACGCUGGAGUCUUGUGGAAAUGCCCUGGUGGUGUCCACAGCUCAGGGACCCAAUGCUUAUGGGAAUCUGUCUCUGGUGCAAAUUGGACACAUAUCAGGGUAUAUUGACACCCCUGACCCCCCUACCAUCAUCAGCUAUCUACCAGGUUUGCUCUACAAGUACAGUUGCAGUUAUCCCCUGGAAUACCUGGUCAAGAACUCACAACUGGCCUCGUCAGCAGCUGCAAUCUCAGUGAAAGACAGUAAUGGUACUUUCAUCAGCACCCUGAAUCUGCUGCUUUACAAUGACUCAUCAUACAUUCAGCAGCUUGCCAUUCCUGUGGCAGGACUGACCCUGAAGACACGGGUGUUUGCAGCUGUCAAAGCCACCAACCUGGACAGGAGAUGGAAUGUUCUAAUGGACUACUGUUACACUACGCCCUCUGGAAAUCCAGAUGAUGUGCUUCGUUAUGACCUUUUCUUUAGCUGUGAUAAGGACCCACAGACCACUGUCUUUGAGAAUGGGAAGAGCCAAAUGGGCCGCUUUGCCUUUGAAGUAUUCCGCUUUGUCAAGCACAAGAACCAGAAGAUGUCCACUGUGUUUCUACACUGUGUUACCAAGCUAUGUCGAGCAGAUGACUGUCCCAUGCUCAUGCCAAUCUGUGGCAGCAGGAAAAAGAGAGAUGUCUCAGAAGCAAAACAGUCCAGCAAGUCAUCAGGAAAUGCUGUUCUGACUUCGGGGCCCAUCAUCACUCGAAGUGAUGAAACACCAACAAACAAGUCUCAGCUAGCCCUUCUGAACGCUCCCGAGUUUCAAAUGAACACAGUGACCAGCAUACUCAUCUCAGGAGUGAUCAUUCUGGGUGUUAUAAGCAUUUGCUUCUUCCUCUUCUCCCUCAUGCUCCUAAAAGGCAGAAGCUCUUCCGCCACUAGUGUGUCUGAUGUCCAAAAUGCAGCCUUCAACUGAGCUCUGGAACUCAGCUAACAACAGGCUCAUCUCCCAACGUUGAGCAAGUGGACACCAGAGAGAAGAUACUUUUGCAUGUAGUAGUUUAAAAGAAUGAUACAAAUGUUGAUUUAGAAAGAUGUUAUGCAUGAAAAUGAGCAUUAAUUUAGAGAUAUUGUACAACUUUGUAUAUAUCAUAAUAUGAUACCUCGGAUUUGCAGAUUCUUUAAUGUAUUGGGAUCAUUAAUGACAGUUCUGCAUCAUAAUUAUGGACUGUAUUAUUUACUAAACAUCAACCUCUUAAACAUGUAUAAAAUAGAAAUAUGCUUUACUGUCCCUUAGUGGGGGAAUUCAGGAGUAAAAGCAAUAAAGUGACAGGCAAAAUGGAUGUAUCCAGAUUCACACAAAGGUGAAAAUAUAAAAACAAUAAAUAAGAAUAAGGAGUUGUACAGUAAAGGUACAUUUACAACACAAGAAAAAAAACCAAACGUAAGCCUUAUAUUAAUUACAGCCUAAACUGAACGGGUGUAUACCUCUGUCAAUGCCAAAACGGAUAUUUGAUUCAGAUUUGGUUUAAAAUAAUGUUGAUCUGCUAACGUUUGUCAGAUCUUACCAACAAACACACACGAGCUAGCUAAAGUAGUUUUUUAUAAGAGAAAACAAAUAAUUUAAUUAAUGAAGGGGGGAAAAAGGAUAUGCCCCCAUUUAAAAUUGAUGGAACAGUUGACUAAAGGGGUGGAUGUUGACCCUUGACAUAAAAUAUUUUAUAGGAGAAUUUAUUAAAUAUUUGUUUAAUCAUUUCUGUCUAAUUUUGUAAUGUUUACAUUCAUUUAAAAUGUUUAAUGCAGUGUGCUAGCCAUAAACCUUUCUAUUUUUACUUUAAACUGUAAAAUUAUCCAUUUAAUCAGGCAGCUAAGCUCUGUGAAGGCCUAUUGCAAUCGCUCCGUUUAUUAAGCCCGAGCAGCUAAGUGCUGCGAUGGCCUAUUGUAAUCACAGGAUGUCUUCACUUAAGGUGGCAAAAAAAGUAUAUGGGUAUAUUUAUAGCAGGUAUAUGGGUCGUAUGCUCUAUCUCUACGCCACAGCAGCAACCCCGCACAUUUUUUCUGACAUGCAUCUGGGCGUUUAUAUUUUUUAACACCUGUUGCCUACCGUAGCUCUGGCACAUGACAACAACAACACUAAUUAGAAAAGUAACGUGCUCCAGGUUUAUCACCGAGUGGAGGGAAAAUUUACCAAGCUCCAGUCAUGUAGUUUUCAAAACCUGCUGUGAAAAGGAAGAUUGGCGAUGAGCACAGACAAUUUCAGAAAUGGGAGACGGAAUAUUUUUUUGUUGAGCAAAGAGGCAUCCCAACGUGUCUAAUAUGCACAGAUAAAGUUGCGGCGCAUAAGGAAUAUAACAUCAGACGUCAUUACAAAAUUAUUGUCGAGGAGUAUGCUGAAUACAUGGGAAAUCAGUAACAGGAGCGGGUCACCAAACUUAAAACAUCUCUCCUUAGGCAACAAGAUUUUUUUAAGAAAGUAGGCAAAGAGAGUGAUAUUGCUGUCUAAGAUAGCUACGCGCUGAGUAAGAUGAUUGCUAAGCUAUUUAAAGAUGGUGAGUUCAUCAAACAGUGCAUGUUACAGGCUGCGAGUAUAGUCUGCGUAGAAAAAAAGGGUCAGUUCGGCAACAUCAGCAUUUCAGCCAACACGGUGGUAGAGCGCAUUUCAGACAUGUCAGAUAAUAUCUAUGAUCAACUGCGUGAAAAUGAUGAGAGCACAGAUGUCACUGAUGCGCAGCUCACAAUAUAUGUAUUUUGAAGUGCUGGAGGAGUUUCUCACAAUAAUUCCAAUGUAUGACCAGACCACCGGUUAGGAGAUAUUUCGCCAGCUGUGUGAUGCCAUUGUGGAUGCCAACUUACCAUGGCAGCAUUUUGCUGGAAUAACAGCCAACCGAGCACCAUCAAUGACGGGGAAGAAAAAUGGACUGGUGGCACUUGUUCAAACAAAACUGGAAGAGGAAGGCUUGGAAGAAGCCAUUGCUCUGCACUGCAUUAUCCAUCAGCAGGCUCUUUGCAGCAAAUGCCUGAAGUUUGACAAUGUGAUGUCUGAUGUUGUGAAGUUCAUCAACCAUAUAAGAUCCAGGGGUUUAAAGCACUGGCCGUUCCAUGCUUUUUUAGGGGAAAUAAAGUGAACGUAUGAGGAUAUGCCUUACUUCACAGAGGUACGUUGGCUUAACAGGGGGAAGGUUCUGAAGAGAUUUUUUGAGUUAAGGGCAGAAGUUACAUCUUUCACGGAAAGGGAUAGGAUGACUGUUCCUGGACUAAGUGAUCCCAAAUGGCUAAUGGACUUAGCUUUACUUGUUGACAUCACACAGGAGCUAAACAUACUGAAUAUGAAGUUACAAGGCCAGGGCCAACUUGUCAGUGCUGCCUAUGACGAUGUCAGAGCAUUCUCCAGAACACUUGUGUUAUGGAAAACCCAGCUUUCCCAGACAAACCUCUGCCAUUUUCCUGCAUGCAAGGCACUCAUGGAUUCUGGGACAUUUCAGGGUGGAAAGUAUGCUGAUGCCAUUGGAAAGCUACAGGAAGAAUUUAUCACAGAUUUGGAGACUUCGAGACACACAGUCACUUUUCAGAUUUUAGCAGAUCCCUUUUUCCUUCGAUGUGGAAGAUGCCCCCACUAUCACAGAUGGAGCUAACUGAUCUGCAGUGCAAUUCUGAACUCAAAGCAAAGUUUAGGGAGGUGAAUGGAAAAACAGACAAGCUUGAACAAUUUUUGAAAGCAUUGCCCCCCACCUUCCCUGGGCUUUCCAGGAUGUUCAAGCAGAUCAUGUCCAUUUUUGGCAGCACCUAUUUGUGAGAAAAGCUCUUCUCCACAAUGAACUUUAACAAGUCAAAGUUCAGGUCAAAACAUAAAGAUGAGCAUCUUUAAAGCCAUACUGAGGGUUUCAGUUGCUUCCUCCCUCAAACCAGAUGUGGCUCAGUUGUGUGAGAAGAAGCACUGCCGAGUCUCUGCCUGCAAGGACUAGGAAUAAGUAGAAGAAGCCUUUGUUCUGAAGAACUGUUCAUGUUCUGACUUGUUAAUAGUUAGUUAUUUUGUUAUUAUAAUUAAAAAGGUUUGCUCAGUUGUACGUUUUUUGGUGCAAUUCUUGAUGUGGCCCAGGCUCACCAGACACUACCUCUUGCGGCCCUCAUGUAUGCUGAGUUUGAGACCCCUGUCUUAGAGACUACAA